Molecule: messenger RNA, 3186 nt
Organism: Ixodes scapularis (black-legged tick)
Lineage: Eukaryota; Metazoa; Arthropoda; Arachnida; Ixodida; Ixodidae
Gene: siz
Product: IQ motif and SEC7 domain-containing protein 2
Exons: 13
Coding region: 475-2964 (829 amino acids)
Biological process (GO): actin cytoskeleton organization; regulation of ARF protein signal transduction
Molecular function (GO): protein binding; guanyl-nucleotide exchange factor activity
Source: RefSeq, a predicted model, not a curated record
CAUUGCGCACGGCAGGAGGGUGAGCGCACGCAGCUGCCGCCGUCGAGGCAGCUGCUCGUGCGCUUGCCGGAGGCGGAUCACCGGUGUCACAAACAACCCCUCUCCCCUCCGCGCGCCUCCCGACGCGGGACCGACCGACCGACCAGCGGGACUGGGACGUCCCCGGGUAGUCCCAAACUUGCUGCCGCGUCGAAAGGACCGCUAGAUAACGGCCGGCACUGGUCCAGCGGGCUUGUGGGGCUUCACCCGCUCUCCGCGCAGAGGUGGGCCGACCAGCGAGCCAGCCGUGGCGAGCGGUCGAGUCGGCACCGACGCGUAGCGCCCGCGGGCACGGCUGGCCAGACGUCGAGCCUGUGGAGGUAGCGGUCGACGACGCUCGCGCGAGGGCGCUGGCGGCGUCAGCGCGUCAGCCGUGCCCGUAGCGUCGCGAGCGCGACGAGCAGCGCUGACGGUGGGGGGCUGGCGGCCGUCAUCAUGUUCGGCGUCGGGGAGCCUCCGCUCGUGUGCCAGGAGGCCGUGUUCACCCGGGACCGCGGGCCCAGGGCCUUCUUGCACCCGUUCAGCCCCUACGGCAGGGCCGUGCUCCGAGUCACCCAGCACAGCCAGCCCCCCGAGCGAGGGGGCCCCCCAGUGAAGCAGCCGCGGCCAGAAGAGGCAGGUAGUGCCGAAGGGGCAGAGCUGGGGGCCCUCGGUCGAGGGGGCACGCCCCCCAAGAAGGCGUCGGUGCGGCGGCUGGACGAGGACGCUCUCAAGCGCUCGCGGCUCCACAACAACCAACUGCAUGGAGUGCCUGCCGACUAUGCCAGAUGUGAGAACCAAACAAAAAACGUGGCGGAGGCCUUAGUGAAGCUAGCAGUGUAUUCAAUGUGGAUGGACAGGUAUGAGCUCUCCCAGGACCUACUGGACAAGCAGGUGGAGAUGCUGGAGCGCAAGUACGGCGGAGUGCGGGCGCGCACGGCGGCGCUAACCAUCCAGCGAGCCUUCCGCAGCCACUGCAUGCAGAAGCGCUUUCUCGACCUGGCCAACGCUUCCAAGGGCGAGCGGCGCCUGUCGCGGCGCAUCCACGCGCUGGACCUCCUGGCCCCGGACGGGAACACGCCCCUGCGGCACCAUGGGUGGGCCCGGGGCUCGCCCACCCCACCCUCGGAGGGCUCGCAGCGCAGGGUGCCGCCCCAGGUGCCGCGGCGGACCUCGUCCAUCCCGGGGGGCACCAAGGAGAGCAGCACCUGGAAGCGGCCGGCGGUAGCCCCCAGUCAGUCCCCAGCCCCCACGGCAGCUUCAACGGCGGCGGCGGCAGCAGCGGCAACAGCGGCGGCAGCGAGUCAGUCUCCCUUGGCUGCGGUGCCUGCCGGACUGAGGCUGGAGGACAAGCGCCUGAGCAACAUCUCCGAGAACAGCGAGGACAGCCUGGACUGCGCCGCCUACUCCUGCUCCCCUCCGGCCUCGGACGUGCUUCUGCUUUACCCGCACCAGGGGGUGGGGGGCUCCAAGGACUCCAUGGGCUCCUCCAAGGGCAGCGAGGCGCAGCGCAAGCGGCAGUACCGGGUGGGGCUGAACCUGUUCAACAAGCGUCCGGAGAAGGGGGUGCGCUACCUGGUGGACCGGGGCUUCCUGGACGCCUGUCCCCGGGCCGUGGCCCGCUUCCUGGUCUCCCGCAAGGGCCUGAGCAAGCUCAUGAUCGGCGACUACCUGGGCAACCUGCAGUGCCCCUUCAACAUGCAGGUUCUCGAGUGCUUCGUGCAGGAGCUCGACUUUGCCGGCAUGCAGGUCGACCUGGCCCUGAGGAAGUUCCAGAGCUACUUCAUCCUGCCCGGCGAGGCGCAGAAGAUAGAGCGGCUGGUGGAGGUGUUCAGCCACCAGUACGCCCAGUGCAACCCGGAUGUGGUGGCCAAGCUGCGCAGCGCGGACACCCUCUUUGUGCUGGCCUUCUCGGUGGUGCUGCUCAACACUGACCUGCACACGCCCAGCGUGAAGGCGGACAAGCGCAUGAAGCUGGACGACUACGUGCGCAACCUGCGGGGCGUGGACGAGGGCCACGACCUGGACCGGGACAUGCUGGCAGGCAUCUACGAGCGCAUCAAGGCCCACCCGUUCCGCCCAGGCUCGGACCACGUCAGCCAGGUGCUCAAGGUCCAGCAGUCCAUCGUCGGCAAGAAGCCCAACCUGGCCCUCGCCCACCGGCGCCUGGUUUGCUACUGCCGCCUGUACGAGGUGUACGACGUACACAAGAAGGAGCGGCCAGGCGUACACCAGCGGGAGGUGUUCCUCUUCAAUGACCUGCUGCUGGUGACCAAGAUCUUCAGCAAAAAGAAGAACAGCAUACAGUAUGCCUUCCGCCAGUCCUUGCCGCUCUGUGGAAUGAGCGUGGCACUCUUCGAGGCACCCCACUACCCGCACGGCAUCAGCCUGAGCCAGAGAGUGGAUGACCGGGCACUGAUGACGCUGAAUGCGCGCAACGAGCACGACCGCUGCAAGUUUGUGGACGACCUGCGGGAGGCCAUCUUAGAGAUGGACGAAAUGGAAAACCUGCGCAUUGAGGGGGAGCUGGAGAAGCAGCAGCCCCUGCGGAGCCCCUGGGACCAGAGGGACUCCGGCCUGGCAGACAUGGAGGGCACGGGGGAGGGGCCCCUGGCACAGUCCCCGUGCCUCAAGCGAUCCGCGCUCUCCAACUCGCUGCUGGACCUCCACGACCAGCAGACGGCGGCCCGCCCGGUGCGUCGGGGCAGCGCGGGUUCCCUGGACAGUGGCAUGUCGGUCUCGUUCCAGUCCUCGGCGGCCAGCUCGGUGAGCCGGGAGGCGUCCCCCCACACGGUGCAGCGGACGGCGGACCCCCCGGGAGACCCCUCCCAGCAGCGACAGGGCUUCCUCGGCGGACUGUUCGCCGUGGCCGGCAAGCGGACGCGGCCGCCCCCGCAAGGCAGGGCACCCGUCACCGUCGUGCCGCCCGCCGAGGCCCCGGGAUAGUGCCGGCCCCCCCCCCCUCCCACGCGGAUCCAACCAGAGUGUACAGAUGUGAUAGGCCCCCUUUUUUGCAAAUUGACUCAUGUACAGCGAGAGAUGUGCGUUUUAAUAUAUACACCGUUCCCCGCUCCUUCGUCCCGCGACGCUCUGACCUCCCGUGCCGAACUUCGGCGUGGGACGGGACGAAUGCGUGCGCAUCAAUAAAGGACCCCUUCUCCCCCUGCA